Molecule: messenger RNA, 453 nt
Organism: Symbiodinium natans
Lineage: Eukaryota; Dinophyceae; Suessiales; Symbiodiniaceae
Source: the annotation of a GenBank genome assembly
AUGCGCGACAGGUCCAGAUCAAGAAGGCUUACUUUGAGAUGGCCAAGCAGAUGCAUCCGGAUCGGCACCAUGGGACGGACGUGGAGGAGGGUGCCACCCGGGCCUUCGAGCAUCUCCAAAAAGCAUACAGCGUCCUGUCCAACCCGGAGAAGCGCCGUGCCUACGACGCGUCGCUGGGCAACGGCGAGGGCUCAGCAGCCCAGGCUCUCCGAGGCCAAGGGACGGGUCCCGCGGGUGGACGCUCAUGGCUGCACCGUGAGGAGUCGACCAGGCGGCCAUGGUACUCGCAGAUUUCGUUCAGGAGGUUGUGGUAUCGCGCUUCCAAGCAGGCGGGCGCAAGGCCAUCUUUCCUGGGCCCGGUUUUCUUCGUGGCCGGUGUGUUCACAAUUUUCCGCGGUAUUCCCCUGGGAGUCAUGUACAUGCUUGACGACAAGGAUAGGAUCGCGAUGCUGA